AUGCAGUCUAUGGCUUCUGAUAUGUUGAACAAAUUUGAGAAAUAUUGGGGGGAGCCUAACAUGCUGAUUUCAAUUGCUGCUAUUAUGGACCCAAGAAACAAGUUUAAGAUGCUUGAAGUGUAUUUUCCUGAUAUUUACAAUGGAGCUGAAGCUGUAAAGGGGCAGAUUGCACUAGUUCGCGACAAGCUUUACCAACUCUUUCAUGAGUAUGUUGAAGAAUACAAAGAGAAGAACAUGGGGAACUCAAUUGAAGAUGAAAGUGGCACACUUCCCUCUUCUACUUCUGUUAUGUCUUCUACUUCAAGUGGCACCGGGAUGAAGAGAACGGGAAGGGCAAUGUUUGACUCACUUAUUCGAAAUGUUGAUUGUGUUACUACAACAUUAAAAUCUGAGUUGGAUAUUUAUUUGGAGGAUGGUCUUUACAUUGAUCCGGAUGAUUGCGACCUUAAUGUUAUUGAGUGGUGGAAGGAGCAACGUAUGAGGUAUAAGGUCUUGCCAAGGAUGGCUUGUGAUGUUUUGGCAAUUCCUAUAACCUCGGUUGCCUCGGAAGCUGCUUUUAGUGCCGGGGUAAGAGUGAUUGAUCCAAAUCGUGCAUCAUUGGGGAAAAAAACUGUUCAAGCUCUACUUUGUUCUCAAGAUUGGUUAAGAAACUAUUAUGGUUUGAAAAAGAAUGUUAAGGCUCUGACCAAGAAAGAGGAAGUUGUUGAAGUUGACUUGUCUUAA
This is a messenger RNA of Linum trigynum, 723 nucleotides long. The record is from the annotation of a GenBank genome assembly. Lineage: Eukaryota; Viridiplantae; Streptophyta; Magnoliopsida; Malpighiales; Linaceae.